AGCCAAAUGAGACGGACUUGAAACAAAAUCCCCAAACGAGCUGGUCCGGGCUGGGAAUUCCCCUGGAAAUCACCUACACGGGCAGCCAAAGGCGAGAGGUUUUUUCUGGAAGCUCGGAGACUGGCAGGCCGUGCUUAAAAAAAAAGCUGGUUUGUUUUCUAAAAAUGGUGCAGACACGGACAUGGAAACGGGAUUUAAUGGCGGGGCGACGGCGCCUGGCGUUGUUGUUGUGAGGGAAUUUGAUCAAGGCCCCGAAAACAAAACGGUCCUCCUGCGGCGAAUCUAAGCUAAAUCUCGGGUUAGUCGAUUAGCUCGUUAGCUGCGUGGCUAGCAGCGCCUUUUCCGUUAUAACAGCUAAAUAAGCGAAUUCGUCCGUUGGCCGUUGCGACGGAGGGAGAAGCGGGCGGCUGGAAUAACAACGCACUGGCGCUUUUCACAGUUUCCUAAAUGAUAAUAAAUGGAGUGGGCACAUCAGCGGUUCUCCCAGGAUCUCCAGAGCGGUUGCAGAAAGCAGGAUGGCCGGCCUGGAGCCGAGCAGGGGCGCUCGGAGAUCCACCCUGAGGACUGGUGUGACAGCGGGCUGGACUCGUUCCUCGACGCCGAAAGCGAGAGCGUCCCGGAGCGGCCGUGGCCCCGCGGGUUCCCGCUGGACUGCGGAGGAGCCACGGAGAGACAGACCGGGGAGUGCAUGUCUCUGGGCGGAGGGGAAAGGCUGGACUCCGCUAUCGGGGACUCCAUAACAGACGAGGCGGCAGUGGAGAGCCUGUCGGCCGGGAUGAGAACCGUGCUGCUGGGAGAGGCCGAGGAGAGCGAGGGGACAGCGGGAGGAGGAGGAGAGAGAGCCGGGGAAGAGGAGCAGAUGAGCGAGGAGCUCUGGCGGACUUUGAGCUUCGUGUCGGAGGACGGAGACACUGCGCUGCACCUGGCGCUGAUCCACGAGCAGUGGGGUUUCGUUCAGUACCUGCUGGAUCUUAUCUCACUCAACCGCACCUGGACACCUUACCUGGACAUCCAGAACGAUCUUGGACAGACGGCUCUGCAUCUGGCAGUGAUCGUGGACCGAAGCGAGUGUGUGUGUGCGCUGCUGGAGGCCGGGGCGUGUGCGAAGCUUCAGGAGAGAGGAGGACACACCCCUCUGCACCUUGCAGUGAGAGAGCAGCGCACGGAGUGUGUGCGAGCGCUCACGUCCUGCACCUGCACCUCGCCUGAACACCUGAACAUCACCAACUAUGCAGGAGUGAGUGUUCUCCAUUUGGCGGUGCAGAAGGGGCGGUGCGAUAUCAUCAGCAUGUUGCUGGAGGCUGGAGUUAACGUGAACCAGAGGGAUCAGGGUUCUGGACGGACCCCGCUGCACUGGGCAGUGGAGUCUCAGAGUUGUGCUGUAGUCGAGCUAUUGCUUAGAGCUGGAGCCUCUGUGGAUCAGCGCUCUUAUGCUGGGCACACACCUCUGUACUGCGCUCUCUACAGGCCCAACACAGAACUGCAGGCUUUACUGAAAUCUGCUGCCACCUCUACCCAAGAGGAAGAAGAGGAGGAGGAGUAUGAUGAUGAAGAAGAUGAGGAGAGAGAAAGUGAAGAGGAGGAGUUUGAUGACGUUAUCAUUAAUGGACAGCGAGUGCUGUAACUGGACAUCGUGAAAGGGUUGAGGGGUACUUAUCACAGGGACUUGGUUCGAGUACAUGUUUGUGUGUAUGUAACUUUAUUAAUGCUGGUACUUUUUGAACUUGCAGUGCUGCAAGACUACGUAGUGUGUGAUUUUUCAGAGCUGUAAAAUUGCUGCAACCAAAAGAUUUGAAAUUGAACUGCUGAAGAGUUAACAUCAGUCAGGUGACUGUGGCGUAAGCUUACUUUCAGACUCCAAUUACACUGUCUAUAGGGACUGCCCUUAAAAGUCCUGUUGGUUCAGUCUGUGCUAAAAGCUGCAGCGUUUCAGCAUUUCAUCAUUUCUCGAGUAUGUUUAACACUCUGAACUGUACUGUACAUUUUAGACCUUUAUUAUUUAAAGUAACAGCAUCUACAGGAGGCCAUUUAUUGUUGUAUUUUUAGACUCUGCCUUAUGUACGAGCCCAGGUCUUAAAGCUAAAGACAAAAUGUGGCAGCUCUUUGCUUUUUUUUCCUCUCUUUAAUUCUAUUUUAGCUCUUCAGUCUGAUUAGUCAACCCUAGAAAUAUACAGUGUAUCUGCUGGUGGUGGUACUUUUAAUAGUAUCUGUAAGUGAUGUAACUACAAAGUGGUUAAAGAUCAUUUCAGAGCUAGUUUCUCUACAGCUUAUGAUGACCAAACAAUGGUUCUCAAUCUAGUUUCUGCACUACACAGAUUUAUGAUUAUAACCCACUUGGUUUAACUCAACACAUCUAUUAAUUAAAGCAGUAGCUCAGAGAAAAAUUAGAUUUCCUAUUAGCCCAAAUAAGGAGUCUGUCAUAAGGACAUCAGAAGUUAAGUUUGAUCCCCGCUGAUGCCGCAGCCAUUUGUGGCCGGGACUCCAAGAAAGCAUAACUGUUUCUUUUCCUUCAGGUCCGUAGGAUGGUUAUACCUCCCCCCUUAUCACUCAUUGUAGUGCUAGCCAGCUUGGGCAUCUGUUAGCCAAAGCAAAUUAAGUCUUCGGCAUGUUGAACUGUCCACUAGACAUCGGCAAUGUGGCGAUAUUUAAUCCUGAUAGGCUUUUAUAAGCUUUUCUGAACUGUUUCUAUACACCAGGCCUGUCAAACUGGGGACCUUCCGGGUCAGAGUGCUGCAGACAUUAGCGUUUACCCUCACCAAACGCUCUGAAUUCAGUUCAUGAAGGCCUCGCCGAUUAGCUGAUAAGCUGAAUCAGCUGUGUUUAAUGAGGUAGACUGUUGAAGUCUGCAGUGUUUUGGCCUGCAAGGACUGGAGCCCGACAUGUGCUAUAAACCAUCAGUACUUGGAGAACACUAACGAACUGAAUGAUUCAAGAGAAAACGCUGAAUAAAAAUCAUUGUACUCAUAGUUUUGAGAGUAUAUUGUUAAUGUGGUUUUAUUCAUCUGUUUUGACUCAUCAAUCCUCAGAAAAAAUAAACAUGGUGAUGCACAUUGUGUAGUGUGAAAUUAUCUUGACAGUAAAAUUUUGUCAUGUUGUCCUAACUAGUGGGAGUUAACUGGCCACAAAUUGGGGAUCAGCACAAAAAAGUUUAGCUAUCACAAGUUUUGAGUUACGAGGCUUAUGUAGCUCACAAACAUUGCAAGCAGAGUAAUGGACAAACGUACGGUCCAUAGCUAAAAACAACAGCAGUGGUACAGCUGUCCAUUUGCCCAUUGCUUGCACGCUACAUUGGAGUAAGUAAUACGUCUUGGCCGUAUGACUAUAUUUGGGAUAAGAGAAAUUUAGAUUUUAUUCCAAACUAUUGCUUUGACAGUAAUGUUGGUGCAAAGCUUCAGAGCCCUGAGUAAAAAGUAAAGAAGGCACCUUACAAGAUGUGUCCACUACACUGUACAUUUAGCAGAAAAUCAUAACAUAGUACUUGAUAACUUGAGCAUAUUUUCAUGUAAUGCUAACGGUGCUGGCAGUUUCUUCCUUUCUGUGUUACAUCUGAUCCUAUGCUCACUUUGAUUUGAUAUCAGCAACACUACCAUUUCUGGGUUAAGCAUUACUUUAACCUGUCAUUUCUGGCAUCAUGUUGGUCUAACAUUUGUAAAUGACAUGGGGUCAGCUUUGGUGUUUUUCUGCCCUUAGAUCAGUAGAAAAUGUGUCUCUGGAACGUGAUUUAAAGAGAGUGGAUGGACAACGUGGAAUGAGAAGGAUGGCAGGGAUGAAAAGAAGUGUGAAAAGUAUGUUAGAAAGCCAGUGGAAGCCUUCAGUGCUGGUGCAUAUUCAGAUCAUUUUCAGGUGACUCUCUAAGCUGUAGUUAAAAUGAUGGAAUACUGAUAACCUGUGCAUAAAGAUACAAGCUGAGGAAUAUCAGCUGUGUGGGCUUCACCUUUAGACUUUUGCUUGGUGUUUCCUUCCCAAUUACCUGGGGGUGGGUGGUGGCUGAAUAUGCUGUAGAAUGCUUGAAAUUGAGCACAAAUACAAUAAGAUUAAAACAAA
This is a messenger RNA of Pygocentrus nattereri (red-bellied piranha), 4044 nucleotides long. RefSeq names its product nuclear factor of kappa light polypeptide gene enhancer in B-cells inhibitor, beta (gene nfkbib). NCBI's taxonomy places the organism in Eukaryota, Metazoa, Chordata, Actinopteri, Characiformes, Serrasalmidae. Gene Ontology annotation, biological process: signal transduction; cellular response to lipopolysaccharide. Bases 458 to 1624 code for a protein of 388 amino acids. The record is from RefSeq and is a predicted model, not a curated record. The transcript has 6 exons. Gene Ontology annotation, molecular function: protein binding. Gene Ontology annotation, cellular component: cytosol.